Molecule: messenger RNA, 3522 nt
Organism: Talaromyces proteolyticus
Lineage: Eukaryota; Fungi; Ascomycota; Eurotiomycetes; Eurotiales; Trichocomaceae
Product: salt tolerance down-regulator-domain-containing protein
Exons: 5
Coding region: 1-3522 (1173 amino acids)
Source: RefSeq, a predicted model, not a curated record
AUGGCGCCUCCAGUGAACCGUAAGAAGGCAAAGAGAAGGCAGAAGCAAGCCGCUCGUCUUGUCACUGAGCAACAUUCUCAUAACGGAAACUCGUCUACAGAACUGUCAGAACCACCCCACCAUACGAGCAAGGACCUUUCUGAUGUUGAUGACGCGGAUCUUUACGACCACGAUGACAUCGAAGAUGAGGAAGAUGAUAUUACGGCGCCAAUUACAAAUGGCGGGGAAGUAGCACAGAACGCGAAGUCGAAAAAGAAGAAGAAGUCUAAGGCCCGCUCUGCUUCGAAGAAUUUAAAUGAUGACGACCCGAUCUCGCCGACUGAUCCGUCCGCAUCGAUAAAUCAACCACCAACUUCAUUUCCUCCGAUGCCGAAGAAUCACUCAAAGGAACGUAUUUGGAAUACAUCAACACAAGAGGAACGCGAGAAUAUCAAGAAGUUCUGGCUUGAGCUCGGCGAAGAUGAACGAAGGGCGUUGGUUAAGGUGGAAAAAGAUGCAGUGCUGAAGAAGAUGAAGGAACAGCAAAAGCAUUCGUGUAGCUGCACUGUAUGCGGGAGAAAACGCACUGCCAUUGAGGAAGAACUUGAGGUGCUGUACGACGCAUACUACGAAGAGCUCGAACAAUACGCGAACAACAACCAAGGCGCUUUUCAGAAUGGUUCUAUUGUACCUCCGCCAAGGCUAAUGCAUCACAACAUCCAUCCUCUUGAUCGACAUAGGCAUGUCCACCACCACCACCAUCAUCAUCACUCGCACCAUGACCAUGACCACGACCAUGACCAUGACCACGACCACGACCACGACCACGACCACAUCCACGACCACGACCAUCACCAUCACCAUCACCACCCAUCCCAUGGCAGAGUUCAUGAAUUGCCGGAAGAUGAGGAUGAUUUGGAGGAUGAUUACGACGAAGAGGAUGACGAUGAGCCUUAUAGCGAUGACGAGCUUGACGACGAUGAGAGUCGUAGUGAGCGAGCAGACUUUUUCGCCUUUGGGAAUAGCCUAACGGUAAAAGACGGUAUCCUGACAGUGGCAGAUGACCUCCUAAAGAAUGAUGGAAAACAUUUCAUUGACAUGAUGGAGCAAUUAGCGGAACGUCGGAUGCAACGUGAAGAAGAUACACAAUACGGUAUGGCAGCUGCACAUCAAGCUUUACACGCAGGCCAUAACCAUGGACCUCUAGACGAAGAAGAAUACGAAGACGACGAAGAAGAUGAUGGCGCCUACGCGAGCGAGGAAGACGAAGACUUUGAAGAUGACGACAUGGAUACAAUGACCGAAGAACAGCGCAUGGAAGAAGGGAGGCGCAUGUUUCAAAUAUUCGCCGCACGAAUGUUCGAGCAACGAGUGCUUACCGCUUAUCGAGAAAAGGUCGCUCAGCAACGGCAGGAGCUGCUCCUUCAAGAAUUGUUAGAAGAACAAACACUGACUGAACAACGAAACGCGAAGAAAGCUCGCGAGGCUCAAAAGAAAAAGGAUAAGAAGAAACUGCAGAAACAAGCCCGAGAGGAAGAGAAGGCUCAGCGUGAGGCGAAGAAAGCGGCCGAAGAAGCAGCCGCCCGUGCCCUCGAGGAGAAAAAACUUGAGGAGCAAAGACGGAAAAAGGAGGAAUUGCGAAAGAAAAAGGAGGCGGAAAGGAAAUUGCAGGAAGAAGAACGUCUGCGUAAAGAAGCAGAGAAACAGAAACGAAUACAAGAGGAACGUGAGCGUCAAGCUGAAGCGGAGCGAAAGCAACGCGAGCAAAAGGAGCGCGAACGUAAAAAGCGUGAGGAGGCUAAAAGAAAAGAGCGUGACGAGCGAGAGGCCAAGGAAAAGGAGCUACGGGAGAAGAAGGCCAAACAGGAGCACGAUCGUAAACUUCGAGAAGAACAGUCGAAACGCGAUUCUGAGCCUGGUACGAAGUCGGACCAGCUUGCUAAAGAACGUUCACAGUCUCAGCCUUCAUCACAACCUGUUUUUACAGGGCCAAAGCGAACGUCUCAAUCCGGCCCUGGCAUAAUCGCUAUGCCCCCCGGCUUACAACACCCGCAGGGUGCAACGGUUGCAAACUCUCCCCAUUUUCAGGUUGCAACACCGAUCGUCCCCAAGGCACCUACUCCUGCUCGUCCUCGUCAACCCUCACAGCAAGGAUCACAUGCGUCAUCGCCUCGUUCUCAAGCCGCCAGCAGCACAGAACCGCUCACGUCAAUCUCUCCUCAAACAGUACCUUUAUCGCAGUCUUCCGGAACUCCAACCAGUUCAUCGGGAAAACUUGGACUUUCACAACAACCUGUUCUUCAUCAUCCACAGCCUUCAGCCCCUCUAUCGCCAUUAGGAGGUGCUGGCAGGUCACAUCCCUUGGGCUAUCCCGGUAUCAACGGACUGCCAUCUCAUCCUCCUCCGGGAAUGGCCGGCGUAGUACCUCGGCCAAUUGGAAACGAGAACCUCCCACUAUAUCCCCCUCCGUCGGUCCCUGUUGGUAGUCAAUACAGAGGGUUUUCUGGGCCAAACGGUGUGCUCCUGCCUCCAGGUAUUAGUGCUGGUCGUUCAAUGCCAGGUCCAGGUCGAGGGUUUCCCGUAGACCCAGGGCAUAACUUGGCAUUUAGCGGCCAACCCCCUGUUCCUGGUGUGUUGUCUGCUGCUCAGCCUGUGGGACGACCUCAAGGGCACUCACGUCAGGCCUCCGCUUCAUUUGAAAGGUCGCCGUUAGAAGGCCAGCCAAUGAAUGCUCCGAUUUCCCGACCGACACCGAUUAAGCGGCCUUCAAGUCCUCAGAAAGUCGAUGGGAAGACCAAUCAUUCCGAGGUAGAUGACUUAAGUGCUCAGCUAGGGAGUAGUGCUCUUCUUGAUGAUUCAGAUAUACCAUUUGCCACGAACCUGUCACAGUCUCUACCGGGCCCUCCAGUACCAGGUGGUUUCGGUUUGCCUCGCUCCAGCUUUGGCGCCUCCCCCUUGUUUCCAGAUCCUCUAAGCCCACCGAAACAACCGGGAUUUUCUGGGCCAGGAAGCACAUGGGGUGCUCAAAGCCCGUUCGGUGUGCCCUUUCAGACGUCAUGGACCACUGGAUCUGGUGGGGGUUGGCCUAAUCGUGCCUUUGGAGCCGGUGGUAAUCACCGCACCCAUACAUCCCGCCCUGUGGCGGUUCGACUGAUGGUCAUUCAAGCGAUCAAGAGUCUAAAUUCGAUGAGUCCUUCGAAAUCUGCCCCUGGUUUCCACGAAGUCAGUCGCCUUCUUCAACAGGUGGAGCAACUCAAGGCUCCUAAUGAGCCAUCGAUUUCUCUGAAUGAAAUGCUUGAUAUCUGCGACACGGAAGGAAACCCCCAAAAUGGAGGUGGAUCUUUCAUUGUCAAAGAGGACGAAAAGCAGAACCGUUAUGUCAAAUUCGAGCCGGAUAACAAUAGCCCUCUGCCUAGUCAUCGAGGCGGCUUUGUCCCUGGCGACAUCGGUAGUCCAGUGCCUGGAAGCAGCAUACCUGCCAUAUUUGGUGGGAUUGGGCCAGCCCCUGGUGUUAGGCAGUUCUCGCCUCCCACAAGCUUCUAG